Messenger RNA from Puntigrus tetrazona (Sumatra barb), 1183 nucleotides. It is a transcript of the gene sgtb, whose product is annotated as small glutamine rich tetratricopeptide repeat co-chaperone beta. The record is from RefSeq and is a predicted model, not a curated record. Bases 125 to 1045 code for a protein of 306 amino acids. Gene Ontology annotation, cellular component: membrane; TRC complex. The transcript has 12 exons. NCBI's taxonomy places the organism in Eukaryota, Metazoa, Chordata, Actinopteri, Cypriniformes, Cyprinidae. Gene Ontology annotation, molecular function: protein binding; molecular adaptor activity. Gene Ontology annotation, biological process: post-translational protein targeting to endoplasmic reticulum membrane.
CAGGUAGGUGGGCGGGGGCGCGCACAGCAUCCUCGAGAAUAUAUAAUCUUAUCGCUAUUUUUGCGCCGAAUGUGAAACGCGGGGGUCCCGAAGAGCACCGGAGACCGACGCCGGCAGAGACAAAAUGGCAGUGGAAAAGCGCCUGGCAUACUCCAUCGUUCAGUUCCUCAGAGAUCAGACUCACUGUGGCUCGCUGAAUUCAGAUGAACAGGAAAGUCUGGAAGUUGCGGUGCAGUGCUUGGAGACGACUUUCAAGAUCAGCUCCAGCGACUACCACCUCGCCGCCCCUCAGCCGCUGAGAGAGAUAUUCCUCAACUCCCUCCUCAAAAACGACAUUGUUUCAUUACCUGAGACGUUUCCGUCUCCGGAGGACAUCGAGAGAGCCGAGCAGCUGAAGAACGAGGGGAAUAACCACAUGAAAGAGGAGAAUUAUAGCAGCGCCGUGGACUGUUACACGAAAGCCAUCGAGCUGGACCAAAGAAAUGCGGUGUAUUACUGUAACAGGGCCGCGGCACACAGCAAGCUGGGGAACUACACCGAGGCUACGGGAGACUGCGAGCGAGCCAUCGCCAUCGACCCGUCCUACAGUAAAGCUUACGGCAGGAUGGGAUUGGCCCUGACGUCUAUGAGCAAGUACCCCGAGGCGAUCUCUUACUUUAAUAAAGCUCUGGUGUUAGAUCCUGAAAACGACACCUACAAAUCCAACCUAAAGAUCGCAGAGCAGAAACAAAAAGAAGCAUCCAGCCCCACGGCCACAGGACUGGGCUUUGACAUGGCCAGCCUCAUCAAUAACCCCGCUUUCAUUAGCAUGGCCGCCAGUGUGAUGCAAAACCAGCAGGUGCAGCAACUCAUGUCGGGCAUGAUGUCUAACGCGGUGGGGGGACCUGCGGCCGGCGUCGGAGGACUAUCUGACAUAUCCAGUCUCAUUGAAGCCGGACAGCAGUUCGCCCAGCAGAUCCAGCAGCAGAAUCCAGAACUGAUCGAGCAGCUGAGGAACCACAUCCGGAGUCGCUCUUUCAGCGGCAGCGCUGAGGAACACUCCUGAUCCCGGCAGGAUCAGGAACCGAAGGAGGGCAGGUGGAGAGAAGUCGUGAGUGCAAUCGUUUUAAUCAUUCUUCUAUCGUAGUCGAAACCCGAAGACGGAGGGCAUGGCACUUUAUACGGAAGCAUCAGACGAGAAGAG